Messenger RNA from Dissoconium aciculare CBS 342.82, 467 nucleotides. RefSeq lists its product as uncharacterized. The transcript has a single exon. Lineage: Eukaryota; Fungi; Ascomycota; Dothideomycetes; Mycosphaerellales; Dissoconiaceae. The record is from RefSeq and is a predicted model, not a curated record. The coding region runs from base 25 to 345 and encodes 106 amino acids.
GUACUGUACUAAUUACUGGGUACUAUGCCCUCCAUCCCAUCCAUCUCUUCUGUUUGUUCACUUGCUGAUAGUCAUGAUAAUAACAAUUAUCCUCCAUAUACGUACGUACCUAGGUAUGUAUUGUAUGGAUCUGGUGCAGUCGGCGGUCCAUCAAAAUGGACCGACUGUUCCGCCCCGUCCGCCCAUUGGUUGGCAAAUCGUCUGGAUAUUCACCUAGACACUGCUGGACAUGUCUAUAUGAUGAUAGAUGCUGGAGAGUUCCGCAUCUGCCGCAGAGAGCCAUGUCCAUGGGAGGAUGGAUGGAUGGAGAUUUGCGGAUGCAGGAUUCCGCAAUCCACCAUGUGAAUGUCCCUUGCAGCCAUCCAACAUCCAACAUACCUACCUAGGUGGUGGUAUAGGUGGUAUGGGUAGGUGCAGUUUAGUUUGGUCUGGGCGAGAUUUGUUUACACUCCGGGUUUCGUCCAGGG